Rhipicephalus sanguineus (brown dog tick) is the source of this 875-nucleotide messenger RNA. RefSeq names its product magnesium-dependent phosphatase 1. The coding region runs from base 309 to 824 and encodes 171 amino acids. Gene Ontology annotation, molecular function: acid phosphatase activity. The transcript has 6 exons. NCBI's taxonomy places the organism in Eukaryota, Metazoa, Arthropoda, Arachnida, Ixodida, Ixodidae. The record is from RefSeq and is a predicted model, not a curated record.
CCCUUACCCGUUGCCUUACCAUGCGUCGACCGCCAUUAUGGCCAUUCAUACAGAUUGAAUUAAUUCGGAUUCGACUGAAUGGACUCGUAUCACGUGUAACAGCGUUGCGAAACUAUGAGAGAAUAUUGGGAAGAGGCAUUCCUACAAAAGCUCACCCUAGCCAUUAAAGCAAACAGCUUCAUUCCUCUUAUGUAGCAAAGCGGCAGUUUCGGCGGUUUCGGUUCCUCGCUCAUCCCAUCGGCCCGGCGACGAAAGCAACGAAAGCCCGCUCGUUUGUAGUUUGGUCGGUUUGGUUGCGUGCUUACAAAAUGCACAGUACGCGUGGCUCUACGAGCAGUGCAAACGAUAAACGGCCAAAACUUAUUGUGUUUGACUUAGACUACACAUUGUGGCCUAUGUAUGUGGAUACACAUGUCACGCCGCCAUUUAAAAAAGUCAAUGGUAAGAUCACUGACAGACAUGGACGAAAGGUUUCUCCAUACCCAGGUGUCCCAGCAAUGUUAGAAAGCCUAAAGUCCCAGAAGUUCCAAAUGGGUUUGGCAUCAAGGACUGAUGACCCAGAUGCAGCAAAGGAGCUCCUGGUGGUACUUGAUUGGAAUAAGUACUUUCCGUAUCAGGAAAUUUACCCUGGCUGUAAAGUGACCCACUUUAAAAAGUUCGCGCAGCAAACAGGUUUUUCUUACGAGGAUAUGCUGUUUUUUGAUGACGAGAUGCGAAACAUCACUGAUGUCUCUAAGCUUGGUGUCACAUGUGUCCACGUAAAGGAUGGAAUGUCCCAGGAAGUUCUUGAUGAAGGUCUAAGAAGAUUUGAAAAUGAAACAUGAAUCGCAGGGUCACCUUCGCCUGGUCCACAGACUUCUACAUUUAUAAUAAAG